UGCAAAUAGACCUCUCGGCCCUCGCUCUGAUCUUAUCUCUCGCGCUCUCUGCAACUAAUCAAACUCGCUUCCUUUCCUCGAUCCCUUCUCGAACGAAACCACUCAAACUCGACAAAUUUCAGCUAAAUAUUUCAUUAUCAUUACUAAUUUGAAAUAAAUUUUCUUUUUUGAUCAUUUUUAGCAUAUCUUUAAGCCCUUGAUUGAUCUCAUGAUAACCACAAAGGCUCUCUCCAAGUUUUCUCGGAGUUGCAGUUUCUUACAUCAUCGUAAUUUUGUCCCAAUGAAACCCAUCUUAGAUGGCGCAACAACAAAUGAUAUGGCACCCACAAACUCUUUUUUAAAAGGUGUAAAUGAUACAAGAGAGGCAGUCUCUUGGAGUGGACAAACAAGAAGAAUGUCUCAAAGGGGUUUCUUGAAUCAUUCACGUUCAAUAUUGGGUUGGAAUUCUAUGGAAAUUGAUAAUGUUCAUGAUGCUUUGCGCUUGCCAAGUCGUCAUUUUAGUACUUAUUACAAUGACAAACUCAGAAGGGAAUCGACAAAUGAGCUUUUUAGCAGCAUUCCAGAAUAUGUGAAGAUAGUGGAAGUUGGUCCAAGGGAUGGAUUGCAAAAUGAGAAGGAUAUUGUACCUACUGCUGUUAAGGUUGAGCUGAUCAAAAUGCUAGCUUCUUCAGGGUUGCCUGUUGUUGAGGCCACGAGUUUUGUUUCCCCAAAAUGGGUACCGCAGCUAGCAGAUGCAAAGGAUGUAAUGGAAGCAAUCAGAGAUUUUAAAGGUGCUCGAUUUCCAGUCUUAACUCCUAAUCUAAAAGGCUUUGAAGCAGCUAUUGCAGCUGGAGCCAAGGAAGUGGCUGUCUUUGCCUCUGCUUCGGAGGGUUUCUCAAAAUCAAACAUCAAUUGCAGCAUUGAAGAUAGUCUUGUUCGUUAUCAUGAAGUUGCCCUCUCUGCCAGCAAGCUUUCAAUUCCUGUUCGUGGCUAUAUAUCAUGUGUUGUGGGGUGUCCUGUAGAAGGCAUGGUUUCUCCAUCUAAAGUUGCAUAUGUGGCCAAAAAGCUUUGUGACAUGGGAUGCUAUGAAAUUUCUCUUGGUGAUACAAUUGGAGUUGGUACUCCUGGCACUGUCAUCCCAAUGCUCGAAGCUGUUAUUGAUGUUGUCCCUAUUGAAAAGCUUGCUGUCCACUUUCAUGAUACUUAUGGGCAAGCUCUUUCAAAUAUUCUAGCAUCACUUCAAAUGGGGAUCAGCACAGUUGAUUCAUCAGUUUCUGGUCUGGGGGGUUGCCCAUAUGCUAAAGGUGCUUCUGGGAAUGUUGCCACUGAAGAUGUUGUUUACAUGCUCAAUGGUCUUGGGGUCAAGACCAAUGUGGAUCUGCAGAAGAUCAUGUUGGCUGGGAAUUUCAUCCGCAAGCAUUUGGGACACUCAUCUGGUUCAAAAACAGCAAUUGCCUUGAGCAAAAUCACAGCUCAUGCCUCCAAACUUUAAGAAUAUCUCGUUCUUAUCAAUGCUCAAAUCUUAGCUGACAAGAACAGCGCUUCUCAGCUCUUUCAAGACCCUCAUCUCAGCUGACAGCAACAUCGCCAAGUAAGCUCUUUCAAGCUGGUGGACCUGCAGAAUCUUCUUUGUAUCAUUUAGAAGUUGGGUAGGGUAACAUUCUUCAACUUCUCCCAUCACAUUGUCAAACUAUUCAAAUUUGAUAUAUUCUUUCCUUCAAAAGAAAGCAAGACCUUGAAUGACUGAAAAGGGACUAAAUUAUCAUUGUAAAGCACCUCGAUUUGAGGUUGAAAAGGAAGAUAUAGAAGAAACAAUAAAGACAACUUCCACAAA
Molecule: messenger RNA, 1813 nt
Organism: Populus trichocarpa (black cottonwood)
Lineage: Eukaryota; Viridiplantae; Streptophyta; Magnoliopsida; Malpighiales; Salicaceae
Product: hydroxymethylglutaryl-CoA lyase, mitochondrial
Exons: 9
Coding region: 209-1471 (420 amino acids)
Biological process (GO): L-leucine catabolic process; ketone body biosynthetic process
Molecular function (GO): hydroxymethylglutaryl-CoA lyase activity
Source: RefSeq, a predicted model, not a curated record